AAUUAGAAAAGCCCAAAGAGAGUGUACUUAUAUGCUUACUAAGCUACUGCUGCCCAUCCGUAGUCAUGGCAAACAAGUUCCGCAGGCAAAUUGGUAAAGUCUCUUCCAUUUCUAACUCUUCUCAACCCAAAUUCUGCAAGAUCAUUUUUAGCCCGCAUGAAUUAUGCCGUCUCAGGAUUCCAAAAGGAUUUGCCAGCAGAUAUUGCAAGAACAUAUUAAACCCGGUGUAUCUUGAGGUUCCCAAUGGAGAAGUAUGGGAGGUUGAACUGGAACAUUCUGAAGGCCACAUUUGGCUAGCUGAAGGCUGGAAGGAUUUCAGCGAAUAUUACUCAAUAAGACGCGGGAACUUUUUUAUGUUCGGAUACAAUGCUCGUUCUCAUUUUAAUGUCACUAUAUUUGAUUUUAGUGCAGCAGAAAUUGAAUAUCCACCAGCAGAGAUUGAAUCGGAUGAUUCUAUAGAUAUAUCGGAUGUGGUUGAGUAUCCUUCUGAAUAUCUGAGCCAUGACCCCUUAGUGCAGGAGAGAAAACGAAUAAGACAAGAAGGGAAAGAAGAGAAUGAUAUUCCAGUUGAACAUCAAACUAUUGUAAUUGAUGAAGAAGAGUCUCAACUGAAUGUAGUUUCACUAGUAAUUAGUGAAGAUUGCGAGGAGCAACAAUCCAACAUCGUUACCAGUAAGAGAAAGGAAGAGAGGGAUGAAGGGACAGCUGAUAACUAUCAAAGAGCAAAAGCUUUUAAAUCUAAGAAUCCAUUCAUUGUAUCUUUUAUGCAUCCAUCGUAUGUCUCGAAACCACACGCUCUGUACAUUCCGUUGAAAUUUGCUAGGAUGUAUUUAAUGCGGAACAGUGGCAAUUUGGUGUUGCGUGUUCCAGGGAAAGGAUCUUGGUCUGUCAAAUGUGUUAUGCUAAGGAAAGAUGCUAAAGUUACUUGUGGUUGGAAGGCGUUCGUUCUGGACAAUAAGUUAAAAUAUGGUGAUGUUUGUGUCUUUGAAGUAAUUAAUGACGCUAAACUUUCCUUGAUAGAUGUCACCAUAUUUCCAGGGAUUUCUGAUGGUACAAAGUGAAUCUAUCAAUGCUGAGGCUUCGGUUCUAUGUUCUCAAUAUAUAGAUACAUCCUAUCAAAGAACAACAGCUUUUACGUCUGAAGAGCGGUUCUUCAACAGAUAGAUCCGUUCUAUCUGCCUCUGCAAAGAGAAGUCCUCCUCCCAUUAAAUUAGAGAAAUUUCGCCAAAGUAUGUAAAACCUUAGAACAUUUUAUUUUGUAAUAUUAGCUUCUUGUAUGGAGGUUCUUUGUCAUGAACUUCUUGUGUAGAGUUGAGUGUGUUCAACUGUGACAUAUGUACGAGGUGGUAAAUCAAUGUGUCUCCCUUACUUUAUGUACUCUUGGGAUAUUAAUGUUCGAAGUAAGGGUCAAAGCCCAACCCCCGGCAUGAUGCCAUUUGAAAUAAAAGAACCUUUCUGAUGGUUGACCUCGAUGA
Messenger RNA from Solanum pennellii, 1475 nucleotides. Its product is annotated as B3 domain-containing transcription factor VRN1-like. The record is from RefSeq and is a predicted model, not a curated record. NCBI's taxonomy places the organism in Eukaryota, Viridiplantae, Streptophyta, Magnoliopsida, Solanales, Solanaceae. Gene Ontology annotation, molecular function: DNA binding. The coding region runs from base 66 to 1061 and encodes 331 amino acids. The transcript is spliced from 4 exons.